CGAAUACAACUUGUUGCUGCGCAGACGCGAAUCGCUCAGUACGGACGUCUUGAGCUCAAAUCCUCGGCCAUAUCUGUGCUCUCGAUCGCAGCGAUUGCUAAUUCGAAGAUCGUGCUAAUCGAAGUACCGAGAAAUCGCAGUUCGCAAAACGUUCGCAAAAGCAAAGCCAAAAACGGGGUGUAAGCCAAGUGCCUUUGGCCUAUACUAAGCGUAUUUUUGUGAAUUCCCUGCUAAUUGGCAGUCGCGGCUGUGGCGGUUGUGGCUCAGUUCGAAUGAUGGCCAAGUGUGUGUGUUUUGUGCAAGUUAACGGCUGCGGGGGCAACACAACAAUUGCUUAGGGCAAUUAAAGCUGAAUGCUGAGAGCUGCGCCUGCGCACGCCUCUCUAACCUCAAAAAUCGUUGGCGAACUCAAAAAAGAAGCUGAAAAAUACAUCUGAAAAAUAACAAAAAUUUUAUACACAUAUAUUUUCUACAUACACAUAUAUAUAUGAAAGCCUUCGGACGACUCUUGUGGCUCGUAAUGUGAAACUGGUUCCUACACUCACACGCACACACACUCACUCACUGGCGCGUUCAAAAGACCCACUCGAAAACACACACACUCACUCGCGCGCACACACAGUGAAAUGUAAACACCAAUACAGUGGCAAAUUGCAACGACAACAGCUUAAAUUCAAAACAACAACAACAGCAACGGCAGCAAACGCAGUGAAAGAGUCGAAAUCAAAUUUAUGAAAAGCUGUAUUUUUGGCACGCAAAGCUGAGUGAGCAAAAAGCCGAAAGUAAACCGCAAGUUCAAGAAAAAGAAACGCAUAAAAAAUAACCCCUAUGACGUCAGGGGUUAUAGCUUGGAAGAGGGCUUGAUUCAUCCCACCAGUAACGCCCACAAAAAGCACCACCCACCAAGCAAGCCACCGCUCAGCAACAAUGCUGCUGCGACGGCGCAACGGCCCCUGCCCCUUCCCACUGCUGCUCCUGCUCCUGGCCCACUGCACUUGCAUUUGGCCCGCCUCGGCGGCCCGCGAUCGCUACGCCCGCCAGAACAAUCGCCAGCGCCACCAGGAUAUAGAUCGCGAUCGGGAUCGAGAUCGAUUCCUAUACCGCAGCAGUUCGGCCCAAAAUCGGCAGAGGGGCGGGGCCAACUUCGCCCUGGGACUGGGAGCCAACGGAGUCACCAUUCCCACCAGUCUGGAGGAUAAGAACAAGAACGAGUUCGUCAAGGGGAAAAUCUGUAUCGGCACCAAAUCCCGGCUCUCCGUGCCCUCCAACAAGGAACACCAUUACCGGAACCUCAGAGAUCGCUACACGAACUGCACGUACGUGGAUGGCAACCUGGAGCUGACCUGGCUGCCCAACGAGAAUUUGGACCUGAGCUUCCUGGACAACAUUCGGGAGGUCACCGGCUACAUUCUGAUCAGUCAUGUGGACGUCAAGAAAGUGGUGUUUCCAAAACUACAAAUCAUUCGUGGACGCACGUUGUUCAGCUUAUCCGUGGAGGAGGAGAAGUACGCCUUGUUCGUCACUUACUCCAAGAUGUACACGCUGGAAAUUCCCGAUCUCCGCGAUGUUUUGAAUGGCCAGGUGGGCUUCCACAACAAUUAUAACCUCUGCCACAUGCGGACGAUCCAGUGGUCGGAAAUUGUGUCCAACGGCACGGAUGCGUACUACAACUACGACUUUACUGCUCCGGAGCGCGAGUGUCCCAAGUGCCACGAGAGCUGCACGCACGGAUGUUGGGGCGAGGGUCCCAAGAAUUGCCAGAAGUUCAGCAAGCUGACCUGCUCGCCCCAGUGUGCCGGAGGUCGUUGCUACGGACCCAAGCCGCGGGAGUGCUGUCACCUCUUCUGCGCCGGAGGAUGCACUGGUCCCACGCAAAAGGAUUGCAUCGCCUGCAAGAACUUCUUCGACGAGGGCGUCUGUAAGGAGGAGUGCCCGCCCAUGCGCAAGUACAACCCCACCACGUAUGUUCUUGAAACGAAUCCUGAGGGCAAGUAUGCCUAUGGUGCCACCUGCGUGAAGGAGUGUCCCGGCCAUCUGUUGCGGGAUAAUGGCGCCUGUGUGCGCAGCUGUCCCCAGGACAAGAUGGACAAGGGGGGCGAGUGUGUGCCCUGCAAUGGACCGUGCCCCAAAACCUGCCCGGGCGUUACUGUCCUGCAUGCCGGCAACAUUGACUCCUUCCGGAAUUGUACGGUGAUCGAUGGCAACAUUCGCAUUUUGGAUCAGACCUUCUCGGGCUUCCAGGAUGUCUACGCCAACUACACGAUGGGACCACGCUACAUACCGCUCGAUCCCGAGCGACUGGAGGUCUUCUCGACGGUGAAGGAGAUCACCGGGUAUCUGAACAUCGAGGGAACCCACCCGCAGUUCCGGAAUCUGUCGUACUUCCGCAAUCUGGAAACAAUUCAUGGCCGCCAGCUGAUGGAGAGCAUGUUUGCCGCUUUGGCGAUCGUUAAGUCAUCCCUGUACAGCCUGGAGAUGCGCAAUCUGAAGCAGAUCAGUUCCGGCAGUGUGGUCAUCCAGCAUAAUAGAGACCUCUGCUACGUAAGCAAUAUCCGUUGGCCGGCCAUUCAAAAGGAGCCCGAACAGAAGGUGUGGGUCAACGAGAAUCUCAGGGCAGAUCUAUGCGAGAAAAAUGGAACCAUUUGCUCGGAUCAGUGUAACGAGGACGGCUGCUGGGGAGCUGGCACGGAUCAGUGCCUUACCUGCAAGAACUUCAAUUUCAAUGGCACCUGCAUCUCCGACUGUGGUUUUAUAUCCAAUGCCUACAAGUUUGACAAUAGAACGUGCAAGAUAUGUCAUCCAGAGUGCCGGACUUGCAAUGGAGCUGGAGCAGAUCACUGCCAGGAGUGCGUCCAUGUGCGGGACGGUCAGCACUGUGUGUCCGAGUGUCCGAAGAACAAGUACAACGAUCGUGGUGUCUGCCGGGAGUGCCACGCCACCUGCGAUGGAUGCACUGGGCCCAAGGACACAAUUGGCAUUGGAGCGUGUACGACGUGCAAUUUGGCCAUUAUUAACAAUGACGCCACAGUAAAACGCUGCCUGCUGAAGGACGACAAGUGCCCCGAUGGUUACUUCUGGGAGUAUGUGCAUCCGCAAGAGCAGGGAUCGCUGAAGCCAUUGGCCGGCAGAGCAGUUUGCCGAAAGUGCCAUCCCCUUUGCGAGCUGUGCACCAACUACGGAUACCAUGAACAGGUGUGCUCCAAGUGCACCCACUACAAGCGACGGGAGCAGUGCGAGACCGAAUGUCCGGCGGAUCACUACACGGACGAGGAGCAGCGCGAGUGCUUCCAGUGCCACCCGGAAUGCAAUGGUUGCACGGGUCCGGGUGCCGACGAUUGCAAGGCUUGUCGCAACUUCAAGUUGUUUGACGCGAAUGAGACGGGUCCCUAUGUGAACUCCACGAUGUUCAAUUGCACAUCGAAGUGUCCCUUGGAGAUGCGACAUGUGAACUAUCAGUACACGGCCAUUGGUCCCUACUGCGCAGCUAGUCCGCCGAGGAGCAGCAAGAUAACUGCUAAUCUGGAUGUGAACAUGAUUUUCAUCAUCACUGGUGCUGUUCUGGUGCCGACGAUAUGCAUUCUCUGCGUGGUCACCUACAUUUGUCGGCAAAAGCAAAAGGCCAAGAAGGAAACCGUCAAGAUGACCAUGGCUCUGUCCGGCUGCGAGGAUUCCGAGCCGCUGCGUCCCUCGAACAUUGGAGCCAAUCUUUGCAAGCUGCGCAUUGUCAAGGACGCCGAGUUGCGCAAGGGUGGAGUCCUCGGAAUGGGAGCCUUUGGACGAGUGUACAAGGGCGUCUGGGUGCCGGAGGGUGAGAACGUCAAGAUUCCAGUGGCCAUUAAGGAGCUGCUCAAGUCUACGGGCGCCGAGUCCAGCGAAGAGUUCCUGCGCGAAGCCUACAUCAUGGCCUCUGUGGAGCACGUUAAUCUGCUGAAGCUCCUGGCCGUCUGCAUGUCCUCACAAAUGAUGCUAAUCACGCAACUGAUGCCGCUUGGCUGCCUGCUGGACUAUGUGCGAAAUAACCGGGACAAGAUCGGCUCUAAGGCUCUGCUGAACUGGAGCACCCAAAUCGCUAAGGGCAUGUCGUAUCUGGAGGAGAAGCGACUGGUCCACAGAGACUUGGCUGCACGCAAUGUCCUGGUGCAGACUCCCUCGUUGGUGAAAAUCACCGACUUUGGGCUGGCCAAGUUGCUGAGCAGCGAUUCCAAUGAGUACAAGGCUGCUGGCGGCAAAAUGCCCAUCAAGUGGUUGGCACUGGAGUGCAUCCGUAACCGGGUAUUCACCAGUAAGUCCGAUGUCUGGGCCUUUGGUGUGACCAUUUGGGAACUGCUGACCUUUGGCCAACGACCCCACGAGAACAUCCCCGCCAAGGAUAUUCCCGAUCUUAUUGAAGUCGGUCUGAAGCUGGAGCAACCGGAGAUUUGUUCGCUGGACAUUUACUGCACACUGCUCUCGUGCUGGCACUUGGAUGCCGCCAUGCGUCCAACCUUCAAGCAGCUGACGACGGUCUUUGCCGAGUUCGCCAGAGAUCCGGGUCGCUAUCUGGCCAUUCCCGGGGAUAAGUUCACCCGGCUGCCGGCCUACACGAGUCAGGAUGAAAAGGAUCUCAUCCGAAAACUGGCUCCCACCACCGAUGGUUCCGAAGCCAUUGUGGAACCAGAUGACUACCUGCAACCCAAGGCAGCACCUGGUCCUAGUCACAGAACCGACUGCACGGAUGAGAUACCCAAGCUGAACCGCUACUGCAAGGAUCCCAGCAACAAGAAUUCGAGUACCGGAGACGAUGAGACGGAUUCGAGUGCCCGGGAAGUGGGCGUGGGUAAUCUGCGCCUCGAUCUACCAGUCGAUGAGGAUGAUUACCUGAUGCCCACUUGCCAACCGGGGCCGAACAACAAUAACAACAUGAAUAAUCCCAAUCAAAACAACAUGGCAGCUGUGGGCGUGGCUGCCGGCUACAUGGAUCUCAUCGGAGUGCCCGUUAGUGUGGACAAUCCGGAGUAUCUGCUGAAUGCGCAGACACUGGGAGUUGGGGAGUCGCCGAUACCUACCCAGACCAUCGGGAUACCGGUGAUGGGAGUCCCGGGCACCAUGGAGGUCAAGGUGCCAAUGCCAGGCAGUGAGCCAACCAGCUCCGAUCACGAGUACUACAAUGAUACCCAACGGGAGCUGCAGCCACUGCAUCGAAACCGCAACACGGAGACGAGGGUGUAGGCUUCAGUAGAGUAGGAGCAAUUGCCAAUGAAGAAGGAGAAUCUUGCCAAGUGCCUUUGGAAGCCAUGCGGACACGCCUUUGCUGGCUGUUAUCUUAGAUAGGAGCCCGUGCGCCUGUACAGAGCCUAGACCGACCCAUAGAUUUGUAAAUUACUCUCUAGUGUACUUAGCCAGUCCCCCCGCCCGCAUCUUUGUGUAUACUUCUCUAUCCUAGCCCGUAAACCAGUAGUCAGCAGGGAUCGUCGUCGCGGUCCUGCGCUUCUAGAAUCCAUGUAAUUUCGAGAACAAAACACCGAUAGUGCAUUUCUAAGACGCCUCCGCCAUGCCAAACUCGAAGAGAUCCCAUCCGGAUCGGCUCCGCCGGAGGGCGCCCACUUAGCUAAGCCGAUGUCCACUUCACUCGGGCGUCAAUUACUUCUUGUACUUGUAGUUAGUAGUAGUCGUCUCUUUUAGCGACUAGUGUCCAACU
This is a messenger RNA of Drosophila sechellia, 5677 nucleotides long. RefSeq names its product epidermal growth factor receptor (gene Egfr). Gene Ontology annotation, molecular function: transmembrane receptor protein tyrosine kinase activity; ATP binding. The coding region runs from base 928 to 5208 and encodes 1426 amino acids. Gene Ontology annotation, biological process: negative regulation of apoptotic process; cell surface receptor protein tyrosine kinase signaling pathway; protein phosphorylation. Lineage: Eukaryota; Metazoa; Arthropoda; Insecta; Diptera; Drosophilidae. Gene Ontology annotation, cellular component: plasma membrane; basal plasma membrane; signaling receptor complex. The record is from RefSeq and is a predicted model, not a curated record. The transcript is spliced from 5 exons.